UACAAUAUGGAGUUUUCAAAUGAUUUCAGUUAUUAAAGAACAAAUCUAUCCAUACUAACCUGGGUCUAUGUAAAAACAGUAGUUGCUCCCUAAAGCUAGUUACUGGUUGUGCCACCUUUGUUGCCAGCAAAAUGUUUCACAGUGGGGAUGGUGUGUUUGUGGUGAUGUGCAGCGUUUGGUGUCGGCCAAACAUAACAUCUUGUCUGAUGACCAGAAAGGAAAUAUCUCUGAUUACAAUUGGAAACUAAGGUUGGCAACAUGAACUUUAAUUAAGCCCAGAUAAAAACAAAGCAUAUUAACAGUUAACAACCAGUAGCAUAAAGUGUAGGUUGUAUUCGGUACAUUUUUAGUUAAUGUUGUAACACCAUUGCUAAAACCCUUCUUGCUGCAACUGUCACCACCAUGACAGGCACAAAGAUGAGUUAUGGGUUUGGUUGAUGGUGAAGGAUGAGGCAAGGCAUGAACCAGAUCUGAUCAAGAAGUGCAGUUCUGUGGCAUUUCUACCCAUUUCUUAAUUUUGUGGUUGACGGUGAGAUUAGAAGCUCUAUAAGUAUCCAGUGAUUUCAUGGUGAAGGCAAUAGGUGCUACCUGGCUUAAGAAGGCUAAGAAGACAGAUCAUUCUGCAUCAGUUUUCAAAUUUGCAUCAUCGCAUCAUCUCCAUCAUGAAGUUGUUGGCUGUGUUUCUCCUCGUUUUCUCCAUGAUGGCUAAGAGCAGUGCUAGCUCCAAGGAUACCUCUGCUCAUGAAGAACAAGUUGACUUGUUCCAGAGAUCUGUUCCUUGUACUGCUGGCUGGACUCUGAUCAACGGUCGCUGCUUUCAAUAUGUUAAAAAAGGCAUGACUUGGGCUGCAGCUGAGAGAAACUGUCUGUCCAUGGGGGCAAACCUUGCAUCAGUUCAGAACGCGAACGAGUACCGUGAGAUGCAGAAAAUGAUCGCUGCAUCAAGUUUGGAAUCCAAAGCAGCAUGGAUUGGAGGCAAUUCACAGGAGGAGAGCAUUUGGUUGUGGAGCGAUGGAAGCCGUUUCGACUACAAAAGCUGGUGUUCUGGAGAGCCUAAUAAUGAUGGCGGCAACCAGCGCUGUAUACAGAUAAACUAUACAGCUGCAAAGUGCUGGGAUGACGUGAACUGUGCUUUUCAGCUGCAUUCUGUCUGCGCCAAGAAACCCUGAGAAAUGUGAGGUUCCCAAAGAGGCCUGAUGUGUAAAACAGAACCAGUGGAGGAUCAGUGCUAGGUGUUUCUGUUUUCCUGCCUUUUUAACCUUCAGAAAACCCAAAGAUAUUUCUGCUUCUUUACUUCAUAUAAUUUCUCUCUUUAAUGCAACCUAAGGAAUGAAGCGACAAGCAAACAGCAGCUGGAUUGUCUCUCUGUAAUAAGAUCAGACUGAAUGAGUUAUAAGAAAGAAUCAUCUAUGCAAAACUUUCUUCUAUUCUUUGGCAAAGCAAAAAUAAAACUUUUACAGUUUA
Xiphophorus hellerii (green swordtail) is the source of this 1464-nucleotide messenger RNA. RefSeq names its product ladderlectin-like. Lineage: Eukaryota; Metazoa; Chordata; Actinopteri; Cyprinodontiformes; Poeciliidae. The record is from RefSeq and is a predicted model, not a curated record. Bases 663 to 1169 code for a protein of 168 amino acids. The transcript is spliced from 7 exons.